AUGGAUGACGACGGGCGCUACAGAGACGGCCGCUCAGACUUCAUCCGCGGCGCCAAGGACAUUGCCAAAGUUGCCAAGAAGCAGGUCGGCAAGAAGGUGGGGCGCGGCAUGGACAAGAUGACGGACGAGUACACCAAGCGCUCCUACAAGCGCUUCGAGGAGGAAGACGACGAGGACGACUAUGCCGGCGUGCCGGGCAACGACGGCGGAUAUUAUCGCAACGACAGCCGGGCCAACGACGACGAAGGCCACAGCGACUCCACCGAAGGACACGACGAGGACGACGAGAUCUACGAAGGCGAGUACCAGGGCAUCCCCAGGGCAGACUCGGGCAAGCCCGGCAGCAUGGACGGAGUGACGGCCACCCAGGCGCAGCAGUUCAGGGAUCUGUCGGCCUUCGAGGGCGAGAGGAGGAAAGACCAGGAGGAGCUGGCCCAGCAGUACGAGACCAUCCUGCAGGAGUGUGGCCACGGCAAGUUCCAGUGGACGCUCUACUUUGUCCUGGGCCUGGCGCUGAUGGCGGACGGCGUGGAGAUCUUUGUGGUCGGCUUCGUGCUGCCCAGUGCGGAGAAGGACAUGUGUCUAUCCGAGCCCAACAAAGGCAUGCUGGGUCUGAUCGUGUACCUGGGGAUGAUGGUCGGAGCCUUCGUGUGGGGCGGCCUGGCUGACCGGAUCGGCCGGCGGCAGACCCUCCUCAUCUCCCUCUCCAUCAACAGCGUGUUUGCCUUCUUCUCGUCCUUCGUCCAGGGCUACAGCUCGUUCCUCUUCUGCCGCCUGGCCUCUGGUGUGGGCAUCGGCGGCUCCAUCCCCAUCGUGUUUUCUUAUUACUCGGAGUUCCUGGCCCAGGAGAAGCGAGGAGAGCAUCUGAGCUGGCUCUGCAUGUUCUGGAUGAUCGGCGGGAUCUACGCCUCCGCCAUGGCCUGGGCCAUCAUCCCACACUACGGCUGGAGCUUCCAGAUGGGCUCGGCCUACCAGUUCCACAGCUGGCGUGUCUUCGUGCUGGUGUGUGCCUUCCCCUCCGUGGCGGCCAUCUCUGCCCUCACCACCAUGCCUGAGAGCCCCCGCUUCUUCCUGGAGAACGGGAAGCAUGACGAGGCGUGGAUGAUCCUGAAGCAGGUCCACGACACCAACAUGAGGGCGAAGGGCUACCCAGAGCGGGUCUUCUCUGUGACCACCAUCAAAACGGUGAAGCAGCUGGAUGAGCUGGUGAACCUGGGCGACAACGCUGCCUGGCACGAGAAAUGGAGAGUAAAGCUCACCUCGCUCUUCCACCAGGUGUGGAGUAACUUCCAGACCGUCUUCUCGCCCGAGUAUCGCCGCACCACCUACAUGAUGAUGGCCGUGUGGUUCUCCAUGUCCUUCAGCUACUACGGUCUGACCGUGUGGUUCCCCGACAUGAUCAAGUACCUCCAGAAGCAGGAGUACUCCUCACGCACCAAGGUGUUCCUCAAGGAGAAAGUAGAGCACGUCACCUUUAACUUCACCCUGGAGAACCAGGUCCACCGUCAGGGAGAGUACUUCAACGACAAGUUCAUGAACCUGAAGAUGAGGUCGAUGGUGUUUGAGGACUCGCUGUUUGAGGAGUGUUACUUUGAGGACAUCACCUCCACCAACACCUUCUUCAAGAACUGCACCUUCAUCGCCACCUUGUUCUACAACACAGAUCUUUUCAAGUACAGGCUGAUCAACUGUAAGCUCGUCAACAGCACUUUCCUGCACAACAAAGAAGGCUGCCUGCUGAGCGACAUCAGUGAUGAGAACAAUGCCUACAUGGUCUACUUCGUCAGCUUCCUGGGCACCCUGGCCGUGUUGCCAGGCAACAUCGUCUCUGCGCUGCUCAUGGACAAAAUCGGCCGGCUGAGGAUGCUAGCCGGCUCCAGCGUCAUCUCCUGCAUCAGCUGCUUCUUCCUGUCUUUUGGCAACAGCGAGUCGGCCAUGAUCGCGCUGCUCUGCCUGUUCGGGGGAAUCAGCAUCGCCUCCUGGAACGCCCUGGAUGUGCUGACCGUUGAGCUGUACCCCUCUGACAAGAGAACCACAGCGUUUGGCUUCCUCAACGCCCUCUGCAAGCUGGCGGCCGUGUUAGGAAUAAGCAUCUUCACCUCGUUCGUUGGCAUCACCAAGGCCGUGCCCAUCCUGUUCGCCUCGGGGGCGCUGGCAGCUGGCAGCUUCCUGGCCCUCAAACUACCAGAGACGCGAGGUCAGGUGCUGCAAUAG
This is a messenger RNA of Stegastes partitus (bicolor damselfish), 2214 nucleotides long. RefSeq names its product synaptic vesicle glycoprotein 2A (gene sv2a). The transcript is spliced from 12 exons. Gene Ontology annotation, molecular function: transmembrane transporter activity. Lineage: Eukaryota; Metazoa; Chordata; Actinopteri; Pomacentridae. The record is from RefSeq and is a predicted model, not a curated record. Gene Ontology annotation, biological process: transmembrane transport; chemical synaptic transmission. The coding region runs from base 1 to 2214 and encodes 737 amino acids. Gene Ontology annotation, cellular component: synaptic vesicle membrane; neuron projection.